Besnoitia besnoiti is the source of this 5181-nucleotide messenger RNA. RefSeq names its product Tyrosine kinase-like (TKL) protein. Gene Ontology annotation, biological process: signal transduction; protein phosphorylation. Bases 1 to 5181 code for a protein of 1726 amino acids. The transcript has 3 exons. The record is from RefSeq and is a predicted model, not a curated record. NCBI's taxonomy places the organism in Eukaryota, Apicomplexa, Conoidasida, Eucoccidiorida, Sarcocystidae. Gene Ontology annotation, molecular function: ATP binding; protein kinase activity; protein binding. Gene Ontology annotation, cellular component: cytoplasm.
AUGCGAACGUUGUCUCCAAGUCGUCGCCUCGAGGCGUCUCCUACCUGCCACGCCCGCCCGUCCUCCUGCGUGCUGCCAACCCCUUCGUUAGGCCCCGCGGGCUCGGAGGCCUCCCAACAAGAUGGCUGCGGGCGAGGCGAAUUCUGCGCCGAGUCUGUGUGUGAAGAAGCGGCCGCCAGCGAUGAAGAAGACGCGGCGAGCCGCGCCCACGGGCGUCCCUCUGUAGGCCUGGAGGAAGCGGCUGCAGGGCCGUCUCCGUCGCAGGGUUCGGAGGUUCCACGCCCAGCCAGACAGCGGCGGGCGACCAGCGACGACGUCGUGUCGAGUCCCCAAGCCGCGUCUGAGCUCUUGCACAUGCGGGCUAGCACUUCGCAUUCGUCGUCUUCCUCAUCCGCUUCGUCUUCAUCGCCGCAUGCGUCGCAGCUGCGGGGGCCCUGUGGCAACGGCCCCCCAGGCGGCGAGGCCCCGCAGGGGCGCGAGGGCGGCGGAGCUGAGACAGGCGGAAAGCGAAGUCGCCGCCUUGCUUAUUCGUCUGCGACCAAGGCGAGUCGCCGCCGCGGGCGCUCGCUGCAGUCUCUCCUCGACUCGCCAGAGCUCGGGCUGGAGGAACUCAGCCGCCGCAAUCGCCUUCCGGACUACGCAGCGUUGUCGCCCCUCCCCUUCCCGUACCUGAACCUCGCGUGCUCCGCAAGCCCCCGCGGAGGCGACGGCGGGCGGACGGAGCUGCCUGCGGGGGGACUGCGAGACGACGCGCGAGGCAGCAGAGGGCAAGGAGGCAGAAGAGAGGGGCGAGGCUGCGGAGAGGAAGACGCAGAUGCGGAGAAGCCUGGCGGCUGGCUCGCGUGGCUCGCCAGCAGCCUCCUUCCCCUGCGAAGUCGGCAAAGGAAAGAUCAAGGGACGGCCUUCGGUGGAAGAGGUGGAGGAGGGAGAGAGGCAGGGAGGAGGGACUGCGUCGCAGACCCGCAUUUGGAGGCGCCGGGGGGACAGCUUGGCCUGAGGGAUUCUCCGCUCGCGAGUCACGCCCGCUCGGUUUCUCCGCGACGCGCGCCGGCGGCGCCGCCCCGGUCGCCCAGCAGCGUCUCGCUGCGCGUGUGCAUUUUGGUCUGGCCUGAUCGGCGGGUGUACAGAGGGGAGACGUUUGCGUCUUCGGUUCGGCACGGCUGCGGCUACGCGUUGUCUGGCGGCGCUGCGAGCGCCUCGGCUUCGUUUUUCGAGCUGAGGCAUCCGCCGCACGGGCUGAUUCGGUUGCCUGGCGCCGCCUCGCGCGUCUCCUCCGCGUCCUGCGCCUUCUUCCCGCGCGAGGCGCUUCUCAGCUGCAACGACUGGAGCGCGCUCUCGCUGCUCAGGGGCGUCGCGGGCACCAAGGAGCUGCCGACGGUGUUCGUACACACGGUCCCUGCCUCUGUGCGCGCGCAUGCGAGCGCGUGCGCGGGAAAGGACCUCCGUCCGCAGCAGCUCGACGGCCUGAGUCCGCAGCUCCUCCUCCUCGGCAAAGGCGGCAGCGGCGGCGCCCGCGGCCGCUGCCUCGCAGCGCUCGAGGGGCGGAGGCCGCUCGGGGCGGAGGGCGCGCUCCGUCUGCCGCCGCUGCUGUUCGGACCGGGCGGCGAGAGACGAGCGGGCAAAGAGGAGGGCGACGACGACGAGAAAGAACUCCUCGCGGCGCUCGCGGUGCUAGCGUCCUCCGCCUCCUUGCCGCGCGUGCCUGCAGGAUACUGCGGGCACUGGGAGCGCGACAAGCGCGCAGGGUGGGGUGUCUCCGUGCGCGGCAACGCCGGGCUGAAGUACGAGGGUUUCUGGCGCGAUGACUACAAAGAGGGCCUCGGCGUCCAAACGCAGGCCAAAGGCGUCCGCUACGUAGGCGGCUUCCGCCGCGGCGUUCGGCACGGCAAAGGCGUCCUCUUCCAGCCCACCGGAAGUAUCUACGCGGGCGAGUGGACUGACGGCUACGUCCUCAAGCAAGAGGUCCUCUUCUUCGGCGCCCUCGCGCGCCCGCAGGCUCCCGAGCGCGCAGACGCCGACGCCGAGCUGAACAGCAGAAUCCAACACCGAAGCGCCGCGCGCAGGACCCCCUGUGGCGCCGGCAGUCGCGAGCCCACAGACGAGCGCGCAGUCGGCGAGGCAGAUACCCUCACGUGGAGGGGCGUGAGCAGAGAAGAAAAGGCAGAGGAGACGCGGUCAACGGGGGGAAAGGAGGCGGCGGAGACACAAGUGCCAAGCCUGACGCACCCGUUCGCCCCGUCGACGUCGCGUCACCGCGCAACUUCGUCUUCGUCCUCCUCCUCUGCCACGUCCGCCUCCGCGUCCUCUACAGAAGGCCAUUCCUCUCGGCGUUGCCCACGCGUCGAAGGCGACGACGGGCGUCCCCCUCGAGGACGUGGGAGGGUCGCGGCCGCGGAGGUCUCCGCGUCGGAUUUGACGUUGCAGGCGUCCUCGGAAGAAGAGGGGAUGGAGCCCCACGACUCGAGGCGAGGCGGCACCCCGCGGCUCGCUGGAGCGCGCCCCUCGUCGCCCAGCCCGUAUUCGCUCAUCGACAGCAGCGAGCAGCCCUCGGUGUACGAAGAGGACGCAGAAGAAGAGAAAGACGGCGAAGCGAAGCAGGACGUGCUGGGGGGGGGAGACAGCCGUCGCGGUCCCAGACGAGAACGGGAGCGACGGAGCUUCUCGCGACCGGAAGGCACCGCGCGCCGCCGCCCGCGCUCGCUGCUGCCGCGCAUGCAGGCCUACCCGAGGAAAUCGAGUCUGCGCUUCUCUUCGCCGCAGCUCCGCGAUGAGGAACGAAGGCGAAGACGCAGACGCAGGCAACGCCGGCAAGUGGACGCGGGCGCCGACCUGGGCUCCUCAGCCUGUGUGUCUCGCACGCCGGAGGCCUCGAGCAGAGACUGCGCAGAAGAAAGGGGGCGGCGGAGGCCUCUAGAGGGCCCUGAAGCGCGGGCUGGGGGAGGGCCUAGCAAGGUGCCGGCCGCAGACACACGUGGCGCUUCUUCGUCCUCUUCUUCCUCGUCCUCUCUCUCGCCCCCCCUGCGUUUCCAAGCGACGCGUUACGAGGCGCAGCGACCGCGGGAGUCUCCCGACGCGUCGCUGGUCGUUCGAGGCGCACCGGCCUCAGCCUCCUUCUCCUCGUCCUCGCAUUCGCAUUGUUCGGCGUCGCGUGGAGAGCGGCGGCGAGCGAAGGAGGAAGGGGUGCAUGCAAGCGCAGCAGAGGCUGCUGGAGCGAGCCGUGGAGACUCGCGCAGGGCCGAAGUCUCUCAAGACGCGUCUGACGCAGGGCGGCGGAGACGCGACACGGGGCGAGAAGGAGGCGGCAGGGCGCCCCAGAGACCGUGGAGAGGACCGGAUUCCGCGGCGCUUGGCGACCGAGACUUUCCUUGCCUCCCUGCGCGGGAGCUCCUGAGUCGCAGCGGAGGGGGGGCUGAGGAGCCCGAGGCGCGGCGGCGGAGCUUCGCGGCUUUUCAGCAGCAGAUGAGCGAGGCGCGGCGCCUGUCGUCGGCGUCAGCGUGCGAGGAGUGGAGCACGGGGGAGGUCUCGUUUUUCUUCUCGGCGAUGGACUUCCCGCUGCGCCUUACUGAGACCCUGGCGGCGCAGGACGUGGACGGCUGCGCGCUGCUGCAGCUCCAAGAAGACGACCUGAAGGACAUGGGCAUCGCGGCGUGGGAGGAGCGCCGCUUGAUUCUGCUGGUCGUGGGCUUGCUCCACAAGCUGAAGCACCGCCACGCGCAGCGGACGCUCUACGGCGACCAGGAGCAGCUCGAGAAGACGCAGGGCAUCGUCGAGGCGCUAGAAAUCCCUGCGGCGGAGCUCAGCCUCGAGGGCCGGUUGGGCGAGGGUGGCUACAGCCGCGUCUACCGGGCGCGCUGGAGGUACACCAGGUCUCUCGAACUCGAGCAGCAGAAACACGCUUUUCUCCAGUAUCAACACGACGUUCAAAACUACUACGCCUGGGCGCACGCCCGCUCCCGCCUGCAGACGCAAACGCCGCCCUCGCCGCGCCUGCCCACCUCGGGCGCAGUCGACCCCCCGCGCGUCUCAGCCGCGGACGCUUCUGCGCCUCCAGAGGCAUGUCCCGCGCACUGCCCCCCCAGAGCCCCAGGCGCCGGCGGCGCGGCGGCUGUCGCCCCUCGCCCGGCUGCGGCCGCGCGCCAGGCCUGCUGUGCGUGUCCCCACACGGGGUACGGCUCGCCUCCGCUGCCUCCUUCGCCCUCGCUGCCUCCGACACCGCUGCUCUCCUCGCGUGCGCCGCUGCCGCCUGGCUCGGCGCUUCGGGGCGCGUUGGCGCCGGCAGCGACGGCGUCUCCAGGGGACAUGUGCGUGGCGAUAAAGAUCUUUCGGCAGCGCGAGUUGCGGGCGCUGCAGCGCAGCUUCUUCAGCGAGCUGUCGGUGCUGUGUCGCCUGGCGCAUCCGAACAUCGCGAUGUUGCUAGGCGUCGUCUCUGCGCCGCUCUACGGGCUCGUCACGGAGUACGUGCCUGCGGGGUCCCUCUUCGACCUGCUGCACAUGCAUCGCCUCUCGCUCUCCUACACGCAGGUCGUCCGCUUCGCGCGGGACAUCUGCCACGGCAUGCGCUACCUGCAUCAGCAGGGCGUGCUGCACUGUGACCUGAAGAGCCCGAACGUCCUGCUUGGCAAACGCGGCGAGGUCAAACUCUGCGACUUUGGGCUCGCCACCCUCAUCGAGACUGUGCCCGAAGCCGAGGAGCCCGCAGGGACCCGCGAGGCCCGGAGGCUGCGCCCCGGAGAGAACGCGCGCGACAGCCGCGCCGCCGGUACAGGCCGCCGCGCCCGCGCUGCCGGCGACGCGCGCGCGCAGCUGCAGGAGGCGCACCUCGGAUGCGUCGGCACGCACCACUGGAUGGCGCCAGAAGUGCUGCGAGGCGAGCCCUUCACGGCCGCCGCAGAUGUGUAUUCCUUCGGCAUGGUGCUGUGGGAGAUGCUGGCGAGGAAAAUCCCGUUCGAAGGCAUGAGCAGCCCUGCGCACAUCAUCACCGCGGUCGGCUACGGCGGCGCGACGCCGGUGUUCUCGCGCUUCCCGCCGCCGCUGCAGGAUAUUCUCGCGCGGUGUCUGUCCCACUCGCCGCAGCUUCGGCCCUCGUUCGCCUGGUGCGCGCACCAGCUGCAGGCGCUGUACGCGGCGAACACACUCGACGUCGAAGUGAAUCUCAACACGCUGCUGGGUCUCAGCGAGUGA